AUGGAAUCAAAUGGAACGCGCAAAGGGCCGCUGCCUGGAGGUCGCCAGGGCGCGUCUGGAGCUGGCGCUGGACGCGACAGCAUGCGAACCGCCAGCCGAGCGCGAGGUGCUGCACGACCACCCAGCAGCUCCUCGCAUCCAUCAUCCCCACCAGCUGGCUUGGUGUCGGCAGGGUCUUCGCGGGCUCAGCAAUCGGCACCCGCCACUGGUGGAGUACGCCGCAUGCGUUGGACAACCCAGAUGAACAGCAACGCAUUGCGGGCGUAUUUUAGGGCGAAAGGGGGAGAAACUGGAGGUUUUGCGUAUCGGGCAAGGAUGCAUCGACUUUUUGCUGAGCUGGAGCCAUCUGUAACCGUCACCGAGCAAAACCUGGCAGACCGAGUUCGGUAUAUCUUGCGCUCAAAUACAUUUGAUGUCACCGAACUCGAACGGCUACGACGUGAGGCUGUUCCUUCAUCGGGUGAAAAUGCUGCGGCUGAGGAUGCGGCGCCACAACUUGCUGAGCAAACGGGAAAUGUGGAUGCCGCCGUGAAUACGCCAGUUGUGGUUGAUUCAAACGAUGAUGGAACAGUCGCCCAGGAACUGGAACUAGAGCAAAUGAGGAGUACAUUGGAAGAGGCGAUUGUGGAAACGCGCAGUACGACUCUCGAAAAUCGACCGCGACUUCCCCGCUUAGCCCUAAGCAAGCGGAAUCGGGCUGUCGUGAGGGCUGUGAACCCAAUGCUGGUUACCUAUUUGGAAGCCAGCCGGGACCUUUGCGAUACGGACUCAAUUCUUUUUGGCGCUGCACUGGCAGUCUGCCGUAUUAUAGGUGCCAAACUUUCCACGGCUGGACGCGCUACUGGACAAAGUAGUGCUAUCCCAGCCUGGAGAAUAAGAAUUGAAGAACGUAUCGCAAAGGCUAGGGCCCUCAUCGGCAGACUGAUAUGCUUCAGGUCAGGCAAUACCAGACCAAGGAUUGUGCGCACCGUCAGGAUGGCGUUUGCUGGGACAAAUGUUAGAUUGUCCCAGCCGGAUAUAAUGCAAAAACUGACGGAGCGCAUAGACGACCUGAAGCAAAGAAUAGCUGCUUGGGGAAAGUGGAUUCGGCGAUAUACCGAGAGGUCGACACGGUUCAACCAGAAUCGUCUCUUCCAGAGUGAUCAGAAGAGGCUCUAUAAAUCAUUGGAGCGACCAAUAGUAAGUGGAACGGGCCCUGCACCAAAUCAGGCCGACAUGGUCGCAUUCUGGCGCAGCCUGUGGUCAGAGCCCGUAAACCACAACGAGGGCCCUUGGACGGAAGUUGUGGCGAGUCAGUGUGCGAGUAUUACGCCCAUGGACCCCGUCAUCAUAACGCCGGAUGACGUAGCUGAGGCGGUCCGUAGGGCCCCGAACUGGAAAAGUCCGGGGCUUGACGGGCUGCAUCACUACUGGCUGAAGGGGUUCAUGUUGACGGUCACUAAUAACAAUGUAAAUAUUGCAAAAAAAAAAAUGUAA
Messenger RNA from Parnassius apollo (apollo), 1476 nucleotides. The record is from the annotation of a GenBank genome assembly. NCBI's taxonomy places the organism in Eukaryota, Metazoa, Arthropoda, Insecta, Lepidoptera, Papilionidae.